Lineus longissimus is the source of this 2832-nucleotide messenger RNA. RefSeq names its product monoglyceride lipase-like. The transcript is spliced from 8 exons. The record is from RefSeq and is a predicted model, not a curated record. Lineage: Eukaryota; Metazoa; Nemertea; Pilidiophora; Heteronemertea; Lineidae. Gene Ontology annotation, cellular component: membrane. Gene Ontology annotation, molecular function: monoacylglycerol lipase activity. Bases 71 to 958 code for a protein of 295 amino acids.
CACAGCGUCGCAUUCUGUCAAAUUUUUGGAACUUCACUUUUCAUUAUUUUGCUGAUAUUAUCCGUUAAGAAUGAGAAAAAAAGACAACAAAGAGCGGAAAUCCCCUCAGGGUAAACCGUAUAGUGAAGUUGAACACAUCGUGAAUUCUCGCGAGCAGUAUCUUUUCUCGAAAGAGUGGAAACCAGAUGGAAACCCAAGUGCCCUACUAUUCAUAUGUCAUGGUGUUGCUGAACAUUGUUUACGCUAUGACGAUAUCGCCAAGAGAUAUAAUGAUCUCGGAAUACUGGUGUUUGCUCAUGAUCACAUUGGCCACGGUCAGAGUGAAGGGGAUCGGGUCCAUCUGACUGACUUUAUGCACUAUGUUGAAGAUGUUAUACAGCAUGUCACAGAAAAACAAAAGCUCUAUCCUGACAUCCCAGUAUUCAUAUAUGGACAUUCCAUGGGCGGUGCGAUAACCAUCAGGGCCAUGAUGGAGAAGCCGACAUUAUUCCGGGGCGCUGUCCUCUCAGGUCCUGCUGUCAUUCCAAGCCCCGAGACAGCCACCACAACCAGGGUGUUUAUUGCACGGAUUUUAGGCAGGAUCUACCCUCAAUGUCCUAUUGGAAAGUUGGAUGAUUCUUUCAUAUGCAGAGACAAAGAAGUGAUAAAAUCUUACCAGAACGACCCUCUUGUUUAUCAUGGAUACAUGAAAGCAAAAUGGGGUCUGUGCACUCUCUCCUGUCUACAGUACAUCCAAGCUCACCUCAACACCAUUGAAUGGCCAUUCCUCAUCCUUCACGGUGACGAGGACAAGUUGUGUUCCUUGGAGGGCUCACAGGUGUUAUAUGACAGAGCAGCCAGUACUGAUAAGACCAUCAAGGUGUAUAAAGGUGCGUAUCACCAACUGCAUCACGAGCCGGAGGGAGUCGGUGAGCAGAGCGUCGACGAAAUGGUCAACUGGGUCAAGGAACGCAUGUGAUAGAACGUCACGUUUUGGAAGAGUUUACACAACUGGGCCAAGUUGCUCAAUCAGUGUAAGAGACAAAUACCAACGUUGGCUCAAGUAUGUGCUAUCUCCUUCAGUGAAUGUCAUUAACAAAAGUAGCGUGAGGACUGAACUGCAAAGCCAGCGUUACAGCUAACGCAAUUGAGCAACAAGGCCCUGCAUGAUUAUAACAUCAUUCUCUUAUAACACCCUUCCAUAGUUUACGGUGUGGUCUAAUGUAUUAAGAUAUACAAUGCAAGAUCUGAAGUAUUUAGAGUAAGGUCUGAAUUUUUGGAAUGUCAUUUUUACACAUGUUUUCCAGCUUUUUAUGGCCGUUUUCUCAAAUUUUUUAAUACGCUUGCAUAAUAUGCGCGAGGACACUCUCAAUAGACUUCCUUUCAGUGGCUGGAUUGUUGAAGGACACUGACCUGAAACAUUCUCAGUGUUUUAUAAUGAUGAAUUUUCAUCCUUCUCUCCUGGAUAAUGAUGCCAAAUUUCUUGUGCUACAAAUUUGAGAUUUGGAAUGGUGUAUCCUAAGUUAUGUAAGUGAACGGCCUUGAUAUCUUCAUGUACAACUGAACUCGACCUCAAACUCUUCUUUCUUAAAUACAGACAUAAUAUUUCACGGAGACAACUCUAUAAUAUGACUUGUAUAUCAAGAUUGUCUUGAUUUUGGUAGCCAAACUCCCCGGUCAGUUCUUUGCCCACUGAAUGUGAUAAGAGAGUGUCCCGCAGUUCCUUAUUCUUGUUGGUAGUGUUGUUAAUGCCUUUUAUUCAUAUCAGUACAUCAUUGAAGCAAUAAUGCAUGCUUAUUCCAGUUUGCUGCUGAUGUAUGCUGACAUCUAUAGUAAUAGUAAAGUGUUGAUCAGAUGUAGGUGUAGCCAAGGAUAGACAAAGAUUUAUGAUAUUAUUUCAAACCUAUACUCGAUGUAGCCUUGCACCUGUAUUACCUCUUUCUUCGGUUUACAUUUAGGAUUCAGGAGCAUCGUUUGUUUUAUGUUUGUUUAUUGACUCGGGUUUGAAAACGUGCGAUUUUUUUAUGAGCAUGAAAAGUGACAUGUAAAAGCUAAGCCCAAUCUUUGGAAAGGACUUGUUUGUUCUUCAUGUCUUGCUAAUCAUUCACCCAUGUCAAAUCAAUUAUAGAGGUUUCAGUAGGCUACUCCGAUAUGACUCGUUUGAUUGGGCAGGUGUUUGAACCUGUAAAAUUGAUAGCUCGUCAGUUUUGAGCAGGCAAGUAAGAUGUGACUCGGUUGAGUGGAGAACAUUUUGACUCUGUAAUAUGGAUUGCACUUGGACAUGUAGGGCCAAAUUCAUAAAGGGCGUUUAUGGAUUAGACGUGUACAACUGCUCUCUAAUCAGUUUCAGGGCCUAUUCAUAUUCUGUGAAGAUUGACAUGAAGGGCCUGAAUCUGCCUAUUCAGUAGUUAAAUGCCCUUUAUGAAUUUGGCCCAUAGUUACCAGGUUACUGAUUGUCUGGGACCAAGGAAGUCGGUGUUGUGUAAUAAUGCAAGUCUCCUCAUGUCUUUUUGCACCAAUUUUGUGCAUUCUUCCAAACAUUCUAAAUCGUGCUCAAUAACAUUCUUGUUAUUCUUUUGAAUAUUCACUCCAACAUACCAGGAACUAGAUAUUGUUUAGGGUGAUUUAUGUUUAUCAAUGGCUUACUUCAAAUAAAAUUCCUAAUAUUGCCUUUGUAAUGUGACAUGAAUGUUCUUCCACUUUUGUUUAUGAAUUUUGUUCUAAGUUGUAAACAAUGUUUAUUGCUGAGCAGGUCUGAUGGUGGUAUUGUAUGCGUUAUAAUAUAAGUGGCCUCAGGUGAACUUUGUAUAUUUGCCAUACAUUAUGUAUUAAAAUUUUAGUUUAUCUUCAAUA